UUCCCAGACGUUCUCUUUCUUUUUUGGUUCCGUCUUUCGUACUUCUUUUCCAAUUCCCAGCACUCCAAAAGUCUUCUAGGGUUAGGGUUUGGGUUUUCAGUAUCUGGAUGAUCCGGUUGCUGAUCUAGUGCGCAAGCCGAUCUCUGAAGUGGUGGAUGUUAUAGAAAAGAAGAAUGAGUUCUAAAUGAGAAUAAAACUGGAUGUGGCAGAGGACUGUUUUGGAGAGAAAUGAUGAGACUGUGUGGUUUAGUUAGAAAGGCCUGAAUGAGGAUUGUUUCAAAGGGCGUGACCUCAGACAGAUCAACUUUCUCUGUCAUGGUAUCGAUGUGUGUCUAAGCAAGUUGGGAAUGGCUUCAAGGACUCCUUCUAGGAGGGUGAUUCAAUCAUGCUCCUUUGACUUGAAGGAUGGAGAGUUGACAAUUAACUGGGAAGAUGUGAUUUGCCCAAUAUGUUUGGACUUUCCACACAAUGGGGUUCUUCUGCAAUGCUCAUCAUAUGAGAAAGGUUGCCGACCAUUUAUAUGUGAUACAGAUGGCACACACUCUAACUGCCUUGAAAGGUUCAAAUGUGCAUAUGGGAUGCCUAAUGUUGCAAAAUGUUCCUCGGUGAAUAGUGGGACUUCUGAACAAAGUAUUCAAGCAGUUGAACCAAGCUCGGAAGAUCCCCCAACAUGCCCACUAUGCCGAGGAAAUGUGACUGGGUGGGUUGUUAUUGAUGAAGCUCGUGUGCACUUGAACAUGAAAAAAAGAUGCUGUGAAGAGAAGCAAUGUUCUUAUAUUGGGAAUUACAUGGAAUUACAAAAGCAUAUCAAGCUAAAACACCCCCAUUCUCGUCCAUCAGAGGUGGACCCUGCACGACAACUUGAUUGGGAAAAUUUUCAACAGUCAUCAGAAAUAGUAGAUGUGUUGAGCAUUAUUCAUUCAGAGGUGCCACGCGGUGUGGUGCUGGGGGACUACGUCAUUGAGUACGGGGAUGUAGAAACAAGUGAUGAAUAUGAAGAUGCCCCACCAAAUAAGGGCAACUGGUGGACUGCUUGUAUAAUGUGUCAAGUGUUUGAUAAGAAGACAUCAAGAAACAGGCGAAGAACAAGAGCAAGAGCAAAUGCAGGGAGAAGUAGCCGCCUAUCAAGCUCAUCUUCUUCGGAUGAUGUUUUCAGAACAUCUGUUGAAAUUGAAAACUACAGAUAUGAUGGAAUGGAUGAUGAGUUCAUGGGUAGAGUUGUUGGUGCUGCAGUAUCCAGGGGAAGUGAAAUGCACCACAGAUACAGGGGCCGCAGAUCUCGCAUCUACUACCGUUGACAACUGAUCAUCAAGCAACUACAGCAGAAUCUUUUGUCAAAUGGAGGUGGUCUUAGUGCAUGGUUUGCACUGCCAAGGCACCAUCUCUUGCUAUCUUCUGUCUGUAAAUAUAAACAUAGCAUUUUAUUGCAGUUGAUUCUUUCUUUCUAGCUUGAUCUAUCUGUAAAAUCUAUAAUUGCCCUGAUUGGUUCCAUCAAAUAUUUUAGAUUUUCUAAAA
Messenger RNA from Dioscorea cayenensis subsp. rotundata (Guinea yam), 1515 nucleotides. RefSeq lists its product as uncharacterized. The transcript has 4 exons. The coding region runs from base 348 to 1298 and encodes 316 amino acids. The record is from RefSeq and is a predicted model, not a curated record. NCBI's taxonomy places the organism in Eukaryota, Viridiplantae, Streptophyta, Magnoliopsida, Dioscoreales, Dioscoreaceae.